This is a messenger RNA of Dipodomys ordii (Ord's kangaroo rat), 1081 nucleotides long. RefSeq names its product AF4/FMR2 family member 4. Gene Ontology annotation, cellular component: super elongation complex. Lineage: Eukaryota; Metazoa; Chordata; Mammalia; Rodentia; Heteromyidae. Gene Ontology annotation, biological process: regulation of gene expression. The annotation marks the transcript as partial. The record is from RefSeq and is a predicted model, not a curated record. The transcript is spliced from 2 exons.
UAACUCUGAACCUUCCCAUCAUAAUAGUGAAGGAGCAGAUAACUCCAGGGAGGAUUCUAGCAGCCACAGUGGAUCUGAAAGCAGCUCUGGAUCUGACUCAGAGAGUGAAAGUAGUUCCAGUGACAGUGAGGCAAAUGAGCCAUCCCAGAGUGCGUCUCCGGAGCCCGAACCACCACCAACAAAUAAAUGGCAACUUGAUAAUUGGUUGAAUAAAGUGAAUCCACAUAAAGUGUCACCAGCUUCCUCUGUAGAUAGUAACAUACCAUCAUCUCAAGGCUACAAAAAAGAAGGCCGAGAACAGGGGACUGGGAGUAGCUACACUGAUCAGGGUGGGCCUAAAGAAACAAGUUCUGCUACUCCAGGACGAGACUCCAAAACUGUCCAAAAGGGAUCGGAAAGUGGGCGCAGCAGGCAGAAAUCUCCUGCACAAAGUGACAGCACAACACAGAGGAGAACUGUAGGCAAAAAACAACCCAAAAAAGCUGAGAAAGCAGCUGCUGAAGAGCCUCGUGGCGGGUUGAAGAUAGAAAGUGAGACCCCUGUAGACAUGGCUACUAGCAUCCCCUCCAGCAGACACAAAGCAGCCACCAAAGGCUCAAGGAAGCCGAAUAUAAAAAAAGAGUCCAAAUCUUCUCCUCGGCCUACAGCAGAGAAAAAGAAAUAUAAGUCAACAAGUAAAUCUUCCCAGAAGUCACGGGAAAUCAUAGAAACAGAUACCUCGUCCUCAGAUUCGGAUGAAAGCGAGAGCCUUCCCCCUUCCUCACAAACUCCUAAGUACCCUGACAGCAAUAGGACUCCUGUUAAGCCCUCCUCUGUGGAGGAAGAAGAUAGUUUUUUUCGGCAACGAAUGUUCUCUCCUAUGGAAGAGAAGGAACUCCUUUCACCCCUCAGUGAGCCUGAUGACAGGUAUCCACUUAUCGUGAAGAUUGACCUGAAUCUCUUGACUAGAAUACCAGGAAAGCCUUACAAAGAAACAGAGCCACCCAAGGGGGAAAAGAAAAAUGUGCCAGAAAAGCACACAAGAGAGGCUCAGAAGCAAACUUCAGAAAAAGUUUCUAACAAAGGCAAGAGGAAACAUAAG